Messenger RNA from Leptosomus discolor (cuckoo roller), 725 nucleotides. Lineage: Eukaryota; Metazoa; Chordata; Aves; Leptosomiformes; Leptosomidae. The record is from RefSeq and is a predicted model, not a curated record.
CUGGAAUUAGCCCCUCUCUGGGGAAGGGGCUGCUGGUCGCUCCCCAGGCUGAGCGUGAGCGGGACAACGGACCUGCCCAGAGCCGGAGGCAGAUGCCCCACGGGGCUGGUGGCAGCCCUGUGGACAACAAGCAGACGCUGAACGUGCAGCACCACCACCCGACCCGGCUCUACGCUAACAGCAGCUCCGAGUCAGCUCUGCCGGGCCAGCUGAGCGGGCUCCACAUCGCUCCUGCCCAGAGCCUCGACCCCUUGAAGUCUCUCUCGCGGAACAGAAAUGGGAUCGACAUGGAGUCAGAUGUCUACAAGAUGCUUCAGGAUUAUGAAAAGCCCGUGUCGGAGCCGAAGCAGUCUGGAUCCUUCCGAUACCUGCAGGGCAUGUUGGAGGCUGGUGAGAACGGGGAAAAACUCGACAAACUGAGCAACCCCCGAAACAUCAAGUCCCCGGUGUCAAAGCUUGGCGGUGCCAUGUCCGGGCUGCAGAUGCUCCCGGAGUGCACCCGCUGCGGGAACGGCAUCGUGGGCACGAUCGUCAAAGCUCGGGACAAGCUCUACCACCCCGAGUGCUUCAUGUGCGAUGACUGCGGCCUCAACCUGAAGCAGAGGGGGUAUUUCUUCAUCGAGGAGCAGCUGUACUGCGAGACGCACGCGAAGGAGAGGGUUAAGCCCCCCGAGGGAUAUGACGUGGUGGCUGUUUAUCCAAACGCUAAAGUCGAACUUGUCUAA